Molecule: messenger RNA, 4862 nt
Organism: Brienomyrus brachyistius
Lineage: Eukaryota; Metazoa; Chordata; Actinopteri; Osteoglossiformes; Mormyridae
Gene: fbxo10
Product: F-box protein 10
Exons: 11
Coding region: 737-3622 (961 amino acids)
Biological process (GO): ubiquitin-dependent protein catabolic process; regulation of apoptotic process; protein ubiquitination
Molecular function (GO): protein binding
Source: RefSeq, a predicted model, not a curated record
GCCCGGGCACAGGCACCGCGCACGGAAAGCCGGGGCUCCGCCCCACCGCGCCGCCGAUUUACCGUCAGCUCUCUUCCUUCCAGCAGGGGAUUGGCAAUAAUUCACCGUUAUUCGUAAUAUUUCGCUUUAACAUAAUCUUUACCGGCAGUCGGGCCUGCAAAACCGAAAGAAGCAGACGCCUGAAAGCGUGUAUGAUGGAGCUUGCGGCGUCUCCUCGGAAUUAAAUACUGUGCACCGUGAUAUUCCCAUAGUCAUAGUUACGCAGAAGCGAAGCAACAGCAUGGCAGCUGGGCGUGCAAGAUUGCACAGGGAUAAACCGGGAGGACAAGCCGCUACAUGCGGGGAAAGCAGGACAAAAGCCGACAGCAGCAACACGGCUUAAGGGAAGGGGCUCUGAGUCCGGGGGAAGGGAGUCGUGCGGCUGGCGGCUCCGGCUCUGGCUCUGCAGCUUCAGCAUCACGCCGUCUAACGAAGCGCACAUCUGCAUUAUUAAUCUGCAUUAUCAUCAGGGCUGCUUCUUCCGGGCAACUCUGCGUUUUCUUCUCGGCGCCUCGGGUUUCAUGCGUGGGGCUGAAGGAUCCCAAAGCGUAGAGGGGAUCCGAGGAAGGAGGGGGAGCGGAAAGCUGGUUUUGCUGCCGAAGUGGAACCGCGCUGGGCGUUGGGAAGGGAAGGAAGACCGGGGAACAUGAGUCGGACACCGUGAAGCCGCUGCCCGGCUCGCAGCAGGCGUGUGCUGAUGGAUCCCGCCGUCUUGCCCGUGGAGCUGUGGCGGGUGAUCCUGGGGUACCUGCCCCUCCCGGACCUGGGCCGCUGCAGCCAGGUGUGCCGGGCCUGGCGCGAGCUCAUCCUCAGCCUGGACAAGACGCUGUGGCGGCAGCUGUGCCUGCGCUGCCCUGAAUGCCGGCAUCCCAACUGGCCCAACAGGCCGGACGUGGAGCCCCAGUCCUGGAGGGAGGCGCUGAGGCAACACACCCUGGCCAGCCGCACAUGGACCCAGAAUGGGGCCGAGGUGGACGCCUCCAACUGCCUCUACCUGUUCCGGCGCAGGAAAGACCGCCGUGUGUGGCACGUAGGGGUUGGCUGCGAGCUGGAGAGCCUGCGGGGGGCGCUGUCGGUGGCAGGGCCCUUCGACCGUAUCGUGCUUCAGCCAGGCGUCUACGAGGAGCAGACAGAGCUACUUCUGAAGCUGCCCGUGGAGAUCGUGGGCAGGGGCAGGCUGGGCGAGGUGGCUCUCCUGGUCAGUAUCGAGCAGCAGUGUCCCACCGCCAGGCUCUGUAAUCUGGUCCUAAUGCCCGCCUGGUUCUCGCCCGUCAUUUACAAGACGUCCUCUGGCCAUGUGCAGCUGGAUAACUGCAAUGUGGAAGGAGGCCAGCUGCAGGUCCGCGGGCCCGGCACGUGCCAGGCUCGGUUCUGCUCCUUCGGCCAGGCAAGCGGCGUCCACUUUCAGAGCGUGGCGCUCAGCCUGCUGGAUAGCUGUGACUUCUCCGGCAGCGACGGCGCCUCGGUCACCGUGGACGGACCGCCCGUCUCUGACCGCAACUGGGCCUUCCGGCACCUGGCUGCUCUGGCCCGGGCCUGCACCGCUGGCGGCGAGCCGGGGGGCGGGGAUAGCCAGCCCUGCUCCCGGCCAGUGGCCGCUGCCCCCUCCCUGUGCCAGAAAGAAGCGGGGUGGGACUCGGGGCGCCGGAGUGGCCGGGGGAAAGAGGAGGCGCUCGGGGAGGGCACUGUCAUCGAGGACGACUGCAGCGAGAGCGAGCCGAGCGACGAGGAGGAGGUGGAGGAGCGUGAUGGCGGAGACAGCGCCCCCUACAGGCCAGCUUACAGGCUUGCUCACAGCUCCCACGGCCUGUCGCACCUCCUGGGAAGGGCCCCCCACUCUCUGUCUUCUCCUGCCCCACCGGGACUGAGCACCCUCCAGCAGGAGCUGCAGGAGGACGGGGAGGCUCGGGCACUGGUCACCUCCGUGCAGGGCUGCCUGCUGCGCGGCUGCCUCUUCCGGGACGGCAAGGGCGGCGUGCUGGUGUGCAACCACGGACACGCCCGGCUGGAAGCUAACGUGUUCCGCACUCUGACCUACGCCGUGCGCUGCAUCCAGAACGCCAAGAUUGUCAUGCUACGGAACGAGGUGCGUGGGUGCCGGGCGACUGGUGUGUUUUUCCGCCUCGCCUCCCAGGGCCUCGUCGCCGAGAACAACAUCCACUCCAACGCCGAGGCCGGCAUGGACAUCCGCAAGGGCGCCAACCCCAUUGUACUGUGCAACAGAAUCCACAGCGGCCUGCGUUCCGGCAUCGUCGUCCUGGGAAACGGAAAGGGCUCUAUUCGUGGCAACCAGAUCUACGGAAACAAAGAGGCAGGCAUCUAUAUCCUGUAUAAUGGGAACCCCGCGGUCAGUGGGAACCACAUCUUCCAGGGCCAGGCGGCUGGCAUUGCGGUGAAUGAGAACGGCAAGGGCCUGAUUGUGGACAAUGUCAUCUGCGAGAACCAAUGGGGCGGAGCCGACAUCCGGAAGGGCGGGGACCCGGUUCUUAGGAACAAUUUUAUUUGCUACGGCUACUCUGAUGGCGUGGUGGUGGGAGAGAGGGGGCGGGGCCUCAUCGAGGGGAACUACAUCUACUGCAACAGGGGCUGUGGCGUGUGGGUCAUGUCCUCCAGCCUGCCCCAGCUCUCAGAGAACCACAUCACCCACAACCGCAUCUACGGCGUCGCUGUCUUCUGCCAGAAGGACAGUGAGGCCGCUGGGGAGGGGUACCUUGCGGGCCAGGGGGCCGCCGGGGGGUUGGCGGCAGGCGGUGGGGGAGGAGCCAACGAGAACUUCAACGAGGAGGGGGAGAUGCUGGCCUGGGAGAGCGACCUGGACAGCGAGGACGAGCGCUACACAUCCCGGCGGCUGCUGGGCGUGGCUCUGCUGGAGAACAACCUGAUCAGCUGCAAUGGAGCGGUCGGGCUGUACGUGAAGACCAGCGAGGCCCUGAACCUUGUGGGCAACGCGGUGCACAGCAACGGGGCGGCGGGUGUGGCCCUCAUGCAGAGUGCGCAGCUCUCCCGCCUGGUCGCCAACUGCAUCUGCGCCAACGGGCACACCGGCGUGCAGGUGGCGGCCGGCUGCCGUGCCGAGCUCCGCGGUAAUGGUGUCUAUGACAACGGCGGCCAUGGCAUCAGCGCGCGCGGCGACGGGCUCAUCGUGGAGAACGACGUGGUGGGGAACCGUGGCUGUGGCGUGCGGCUGAUGGAGCCGGCCGACCUGAAGGUGUUGAGGAACCGCAUUCAGCCUGUCCAAGGCUGCGGCAUCCUGGUUCUGGAGAACGUGAAGGGACUGGUGCAGGAGAACGUGGUCUACCAGGGACGUUCCGGAAGUGCCAAGCCGCUGGUGCGCCAGGCCCCCGGCAACAGCGACUGUCUGCUCCUUAACAACACCUUGCUAUUCCACGGCAGCAGGAGCGCGGGCCAAGCGGAGCCCGCCUGGGCCCUGGAAGACCCCCCACCACGCCCUCACUUUGAGGGCCAGGGCACCGCCCCUACGGCCCCCCCCAGCAAGCGUCCUAUCGCCAUGGCGACCCGGAUCAGCGCCAGGGUGGAGAGCGGUUGCCACAGCAACGGCAGCAUUCUAUGCUCCAUCCUCUGACUUUCCAGCAUCGAUACCAACGUUCUCAAGUAGCAGGAACCUUGUGGGCCCUUCUCUUCAAGUCGGGGACGGUGCGCUGGACCCACGGUGCCAUAGUCUGGCUACAUGUGCCCUGGGGCGUUCUGCCAUGUUGUGUUCACUGCCACUUCGGACAUCUUGGGUCACCCCUGACUGUGGGACUUCUGGUCCUGACCACUAAAUUUCCACUAAAGUGCCUUUAAAUUGCCUCUCAAAUCCAUCUUGCUCUCCCUCUUCCCACAAUGCACUGCGCUCAGUCUGCCUGGCUGACAUGACUGCGUUUGACAGCAAACAGAGAAGCACUCCUACGUCUCACCUGGCAGUAAACCACUGGACACUAAAGCGCUGUGAGAGGGAGCCAGUUGCAGACUGGCGGCACACACACAGUUAACUUUUACAUUUUAACUCCUGGUCAUGAAGUACAGUUCGCAUUUAGUGUCGCCUUGCAGUACAGAAGCCGUAACGAGACUUACCAGCACUGCCGCGUGACUUCGUCAGCCAUGAUGUUGUCCGGUGCCAGAUUAGGAUUUUCACUCUUACUAGUGGCCUUUCUGUAAUCCACCUGCUACCUUUCUGACGUCACUCAGACAUUCUCACUUUCUCGUUUGAUCAUUCACAGGCGAUGUUUCAAAGGUCAGAAUUAAGUUGCCGAACCACAUUUUGCUCCGGUUUCCGGGGAAAAUGAGGAAUCCGAAUUCGGAAAGUACAAAUAUUUCAUUCCUGUCCUUUGAUAAAUCAUUUUAGACUUUGGGAUAUAACGUAUAAAUGGAUUUUCGUGUUUCUGCACCCCAAAGACAUGCAGUUCGGCUAACUGGUGUCUUUAUCCUGUGUUUACGUUCCCUGUGACGGACUACCAGAGCAAAACACAGGGGAUAAACCUGGAACCAAAUCUGGGGGAGAUCUCAACAGAAUGACCAUCUUUGCUUGCAUUUGCUGUGGAGCGCCUACGGGAGGCAGUGUUGCAGAACCCCUGCGUGCACGUGUGUCCGUGUGAACAGGUGUAUGGUGUCUGACACCAGCCUCACCUCCUCGCACCGGUGGGAUCAUUCACUGCAAAGCAGUUUCAAAGUGCCAGUUAACUGCAACGUCUUUGAGCACUGCAGACUCGUUUGGAUACAUAUUUUAGGUUUUGCAAGUGCAGAACACUGUCACUUGUGCAAUAUUAAUGUUAGAGAUGGACCUCUAUACAUUGCAACUAAUUGUAUUAAAUGAGAAGUUUAAA